AUGGCGGUUCUGGUGUCAGACAUUCAAAGACUGGUGACGUGCGUCCGAAACAAUUCAGACGUUGGGCAAAUCACCGAUCAGGUGGACUCGAUCGCGGACAUUGUCGGCAAAGUCAUCUCGGAGACAGACAAGAACGGAUAUCGCGGCUAUACUGCCCAGCUCAGCGACUGA
Molecule: messenger RNA, 171 nt
Organism: Purpureocillium takamizusanense
Lineage: Eukaryota; Fungi; Ascomycota; Sordariomycetes; Hypocreales; Ophiocordycipitaceae
Product: component of the polarisome
Exons: 1
Coding region: 1-171 (56 amino acids)
Source: RefSeq, a predicted model, not a curated record